AUUUCCGCAUACCUACUUACACUGUGAAUCUGAGAUAGUGCUCUCUCUAUAAAUAACUACACUUUCUCGUACCUUCCUUUUUCCCUCUCUUCUUCCUUCAUCUUCUUCAUUCCUUCCUGGUUUUGAAUCGAUCUGCAAAAAUGGCGUUAGCCUUCGACGAAUUCGGAAGGCCAUUCAUUAUACUCAGGGAACAGGAAUCUAAAACCCGUUUAAGAGGUAUAGAUGCUCAAAAAGCAAACAUUUCUGCAGGAAAAGCUGUCGCUCGUAUUCUUCGUUCUUCUCUUGGUCCUAAAGGGAUGGAUAAAAUGCUCCAAUCUCCCGACGGCGACAUUACUAUCACAAAUGAUGGCGCUACUAUCUUGGAGCAGAUGGAUGUUGACAACCAAAUUGCAAAGUUGAUGGUUGAGUUAUCUCGUAGUCAAGAUUAUGAAAUUGGUGAUGGGACCACUGGAGUUGUUGUCAUGGCUGGUUCCCUUUUGGAACAGGCUGAAAACCUCUUAGAUCGUGGCAUUCAUCCUAUUAGAAUAGCAGAAGGUUAUGAAGUGGCUUCAAGAAUUGCCGUUGAACAUUUGGAGAAAAUUGCACACAAGUUUGAAUUUGAUGAAACAAAUGUAGAGCCUUUGAUCCAGACAUGCAUGACUACUUUGUCAUCCAAAAUUGUAAAUCGCUGUAAGCGUAUGUUGGCUGAGAUUGCAGUCAAAGCAGUUCUUGCUGUAGCGGACUUGGAAAGGAAGGAUGUCAAUCUUGAUCUCAUCAAAGUCGAAGGGAAAGUGGGAGGAAAACUUGAAGAUACUGAACUUAUUUAUGGAAUUGUGGUAGACAAGGACAUGAGUCACCCGCAAAUGCCCAAGAAAAUUGAAGAUGCUAAGAUAGCAAUUUUAACUUGCCCCUUCGAGCCACCUAAGCCAAAAACCAAACAUAAGGUUGACAUUGACACUGUGGAAAAGUUUGAGACAUUGCGUAAACAAGAGCAGCAGUAUUUUGAUGAUAUGGUUCAAAAGUGUAAGGAUGUUGGUGCAACCUUGGUUAUUUGUCAGUGGGGAUUUGAUGACGAGGCAAAUCAUUUGUUAAUGAAUAGGAAUUUGCCUGCUGUCAGAUGGGUUGGUGGUGUUGAAUUGGAGCUGAUUGCAAUUGCAACAGGUGGAAGAAUUGUUCCAAGGUUUCAAGAACUGACCCCUGAAAAGCUGGGGCAGGCUGGGUUGGUCCGUGAGAAAGCUUUUGGAACAACAAAAGAUCGGAUGCUGUACAUUGAACACUGUGCCAAUUCUAGGGCUGUAACAAUAUUUAUCCGUGGAGGCAACAAAAUGAUGAUUGAAGAGACAAAGAGAAGCAUACACGAUGCACUUUGUGUAGCAAGGAAUCUUAUUCGCAAUAAUUCUAUUGUGUAUGGGGGUGGAUCCGCUGAAAUUGCAUGCUCACUUGCUGUAGAGGCUGGUGCUGAUCAAUACCCAGGAGUUGAGCAGUAUGCCAUAAGGGCCUUUGCAGAAGCUUUGGAUGCUGUUCCCAUGGCACUUGCGGAGAACAGUGGUCUUCAGCCAAUUGAAACACUGUCUGCUGUGAAACACCAGCAAGUUAAGGAGAACAACACAUGCUGUGGCAUAGACUGCAACGAUGUUGGCACAAAUGACAUGCGUGAGCAGAACGUAUUCGAGACUUUGAUCGGGAAGCAACAACAGAUAUUGCUGGCUACCCAGGUUGUGAAGAUGAUUUUGAAGAUAGACGAUGUCAUUACUCCUUCCGAAUUUUGAUAGUACUAUUUACUAAGUUACUAGUAUGUAAUUUAGCUUGCCUUUUGCAACUUCAAUCAACAGUAGAUCGUAGAUGUCAUUCACUUAGCUUCACUCCAAUUUGUGCCAUUAAAUGGGAUUCGACAUUUUAAUACUCUAAAUUUUGUAUGCUGAACCUUCUUCUUUUACUUUGUAUUGUGCUCUA
Messenger RNA from Amaranthus tricolor (Joseph's coat), 1932 nucleotides. RefSeq names its product T-complex protein 1 subunit epsilon. The transcript has 8 exons. Gene Ontology annotation, biological process: protein folding. NCBI's taxonomy places the organism in Eukaryota, Viridiplantae, Streptophyta, Magnoliopsida, Caryophyllales, Amaranthaceae. The record is from RefSeq and is a predicted model, not a curated record. Gene Ontology annotation, cellular component: chaperonin-containing T-complex. Gene Ontology annotation, molecular function: ATP hydrolysis activity; ATP binding; ATP-dependent protein folding chaperone. The coding region runs from base 141 to 1748 and encodes 535 amino acids.